This is a messenger RNA of Aphidius gifuensis, 4236 nucleotides long. RefSeq names its product inward rectifier potassium channel 2-like. The coding region runs from base 973 to 2979 and encodes 668 amino acids. Gene Ontology annotation, molecular function: inward rectifier potassium channel activity. The record is from RefSeq and is a predicted model, not a curated record. Gene Ontology annotation, biological process: potassium ion import across plasma membrane; regulation of monoatomic ion transmembrane transport. The transcript is spliced from 9 exons. Gene Ontology annotation, cellular component: plasma membrane. NCBI's taxonomy places the organism in Eukaryota, Metazoa, Arthropoda, Insecta, Hymenoptera, Braconidae.
AGUGCAUCAUGAGAUCCCAAUCGUUAGGGACACAUUAUCCAUUUAUAAAUGCUAAAUUAAAAAUUUAUAUUUUGUUAAUGCUUGAUAAACAUUGUACAUUUAAUUUUUUUAUUAAUUUGAAAGUGGCUAUCACAGGAGAAUACCUGCGACUCAGAGCGCGCUCAUCAAUCAGUGAAAGGUUUUUUUUGGUUUUUUUUUUUCUCAUCAUUACUUUGUACAUAAAAAUUAAUUAAUUAAUUUUUUUUCUUUUAUUUGUCAUUGAAUAAUACAAGUGUCUUUUGCUCAAAAAAAAAUAUUACAUGUGAAUUUUUUUGUGUGAAAAAAAUAACAUAAAUUUCGAAUGUGGUGUAAACGUCUAAUGUGGAUAUUUUUGUGGCUCUGGACGCGAUGUGACAUAUGGCUUUAAAAUAAAUAUUUAAAAAAAUAAAAAAUAUUGUAAAAUAACUUUUAAAAAAAAAGGAAAAAAAAAUUACAUAUUUAAGAGGAAAAAAAAAAUAUAGAAUAAAUUUUAAUUUAACGAUUUAGUGAGCGGGAAAUAAAUUCAAGCUAAAUAUAAAUAACGAGCUCAUCGCACCCUUCGUUUCUUCCUGAAAUCAAAUGGCUCCACCAUAUUGAAACAUUGCAAACUUACAAAAGUUAAAUUUAGAGGUGCUUUAGCUUUCUUUUUGUCUAUUUAAUAUACGUAUCUUAAUUUUUUUUUUAAACUCUGUAUACCACUAAAAUUCGUCACUGGCAAUAAAAAAAAAAAAAGCAUAUAAAAAUCAUAAAUUUAAAUUGCCACGAGUAUAAAUUAUUUAAAUAUAAAAAAAAAUAGGAAGUAACUUUUCAAUUGUUGAUAAAAUUUGACUACAUUAUACUGCUGAAGACAAUGACAAAGAUAUUUUUGUUGGAGAGAGAAAUAGAGGUCAACAAACUUGAUUAAAGCAAAAAGAAAAAAAUAAUAAAUUUAUAAAAAAAAUAUACAAAAAAAAAAUGGAUCAGUUGAGUUUACCACCAGCUGAAAGUGCAACUGUUCAGCAUCGAACAAUUAAUCUUGGUGACAGUAUGACGUUAUCUGGUCUACGUCGUGCUAUUUCUCAAGUUUCUAUGCUGGUGGUCAAGGCCACCAACUCAGGAGAAGCUGCAUGGCGUGAAGAGUGUCUCAAAUACCGACAGACGAGAUUCAGUUCAAGGAGGGUGAGAAAAAGAGUCGUUUUUAAACACGGUGAUUGUAACGUUGUUCAGGGAAACGUGGCCAAAAGACGUCGACGAUAUCUUCAGGAUAUAUUUACAACUCUGGUUGAUGCACAAUGGCGUUGGACACUACUAGUAUUUGCUAUGAAUUUUUUCUUAUCAUGGCUUGGAUUUGCCCUUGUUUGGUGGUUAAUUGUAUACUCACACGGUGAUUUAGAUAUAAAUAAUUCAAAUAAUUCAAACCAUACAAAUUGCGUUGAAGACAUUCAUGGAUUUACAAGUUGUUUUUUAUUUUCUGUUGAAACUCAGCAUACAAUUGGCUAUGGAUCAAAACACACAACAGAAGAAUGCCCCGAAGCAAUAUUUGUUAUGUGCUUGCAAUCAAUGACAGGUGUUAUACUUCAAGCUUUUAUGGUUGGCAUUGUAUUUGCAAAACUUUCACGACCAAAAAAACGUACUCAAACUCUUUUAUUUUCACGUAAUGCUGUUAUUUGUCAAAGAGAUGGUCAGCCAUGUUUAAUGUUUCGAGUUGGUGAUAUGAGAAAAAGUCAUAUUAUUGAAGCACAUGUUAGAGCUCAAAUGAUCAAACGAAAGGUCACAAGAGAAGGUGAGCUAUUGCCAUUUUUUCAAACAGAAUUAAAAGUUGGUGGUGAUGGUGAAGAAGAAAAAAUUAUUUUCAUUUGGCCAACGACAAUUGUACAUAAAAUUGAUCAUAGUUCACCUCUGUAUCAUUUAUCAGCGAGUGAUAUGCUCAAAGAAAGAUUUGAAGUAAUUGUAAUGUUGGAGGGUGUAAUUGAAUCAACGGGAAUGACUACUCAAGCAAGAAGCUCAUAUCUUCCAUCAGAAAUUCUUUGGGGUCAUAGAUUUGAGCAUAUAAUAACAUUUAGAAAAGAGACUGGUGAAUAUGAAGUUAAUUAUACGCUAUUUAAUAACACAUAUGAAGUUGAUACACCAUUGUGUUCGGCUGCUGAGUUGGAUCAUCUAAAAGGCAUUCAUCAUCCAAAAGAACGCAUGAGUUCUGCUACUUUCCCGACGUAUAGAGAAGAUUCAAGCAGUUCAUUGACAACAAGUUCCGGUUCUAGUUUGGCAUCAUCAUCUGGUGGUUUACACAUGCAUGUAACAACACCACCAACACCACCCACACCAAUACCCGUAAUGAUAACCGGACCCGACGACUCACCACGACGUGAUAGUGUCAAUGUACAACCUGAUCAAAGACUCGCGACAUUCUACACGCACGAUGAGGAGGCUGAUUAUCCAACAAGUACAGCAACAAUGUUCAAUGAAGAUGGUGGUGAAAUUGGAGGACAAGAUUAUUAUAAUAGAGUUCUUAAAGAUAUUAAUGCUAGUUUAAGAAGACACAGAAGAUCAAGUGGACAAAAAGAUGAACAACAAAAAAUUCAUAGAGAAGAUUCACGACAAAGUUUAUCAUCACAAAGAAAUGAUUCUAGAUCAAAUGUUGAGAGUUUAAUACGUUCAUCAACAAAACCAACUUUACAACACUCACCAUCAACUGGUGCUCUAAAAAAAUCCGCCUCCAGAGUGACCUUGGAUUCGAGACAUACAAGGUUUGCAGAUUCACCAGAUAGAAAUGAUCAUCGUAAACAAGAAGCUCAUCAUCAUCGUGUUAAUUAUUCUGUCAAUGAGGAAGACACUGACCUUGAUAUUAUAUUUCCACAAAAAAAAAAUCGAUUAAUCAAGAUAUCACCUGCAUCAUCAUCAUCACAAUUAUCACCGUGUCCGGAUAUUUCUGAUGUCAAGGCCAAUUAUUAUCCACAUCAUAGAAAUCCUGAAGAACAGGUUUAAAUAAUUUUAUUUAUCAACUAGAAAAUAGAACACAAAAAAAAAAAUUUAUUAUUGAAAAAAUUUAUUGUUAUAGUCUAUAUCCUUUUUUACAUUCAUUUUCAUUUCAACACAAUAAAUAUUUUUUAUAUUAAUUUUGAUUUUAAUCUUUGUAAAUACCUCGCUUGUAUUAUAUGAAAAUUAAUGCCUUGAUAUUUAUAAAUUUAGUCUAACAUAUAACUCAUAUUUUACUGUGUCAAGCUGAUUGAAUGAAAUAGAAUAAUAAUUCCUUGGAUUAUUAUAUGAUUAAUAUAAUACGACAUUUCCUUCUUUAUCUUAAUUUUUUUUUUUAUUUAUUUAUGGCAAUAUUGCCAACAACCAAAAAUAUCAUUUUCUUGAAAUAGAAUAUUCUAUGUUAUUUUAGAAUAAAAAUAAAUUAGAGAUAAUUUUGUUUUUAAUUUUAAUCUAGAAAAAGAAACGAAGGCAAAUUUAAAAUACAUCGUGUUUUUUUUUUUGUCAGUCUUUGGCAUCUUUUCGAUUCGAAAUUGCGCCCUCAACAUAAUUCGAAAAAUUAAAUUUCUAUUAUUUUACAAUUGAAUAAAUAAUUAAAUAUUAAAUUUCAAUAAUUUUUUACAACAAAAAUUCCAUCUAAUAAUGAAAUUUUCAUCUAUUUAUACUUGCAUAAUUUUACAACUUUUUUAAAAAUCAAUAUUAAUGUAAAGCAUCAUAAUUUCUACUCUAAAAAAUGAUCGAAAAAUUUUUAAAUACAAUACACUUUUAAAAUAAAUUAAACAAGAAACUUUUAAACUUAUAUAUUAUUGACAAAAAAAGCCUUGAAAAGGUCAAGCUGCCUUGAGUGAUUCUUGCAAAUGAAGUAUUAAAACUUUACCCUCGACACGAGGUCAAUAAAUGUGUAGUAUAUAUUUAUGGUACGUGCCCGCAGAACUAAGUACUGAACAGGUUAUGCCAUUGUGUCAUGUACAUAAUGGUAUAUACUAUAUGCAAUUUAUACAGCAACAGAUACCGAGGAAGUUACUGAUACAAUGAAGGGCAAAGGAGGAGCUGAGAUUAAGCAAUUUACUGGUGUGAUAAUGAGGCCACUUCCCGCCACUAAUAUCAUCCUGUUCGUCUCUAAUAUCAUCUACAUGUGAAUGAUAUGACACUUCAACUAUAUUAUAUAAAUUACAUGUACACAUCACACAGCAAAAUUUGAAUUUUUUUUUUAUACUAAACAAAAAUUAAAAACCUUGGAAGAAAAAAAUUAUAAUAUUAUAAAAACAA